AUGGGGUCACUGUGAGUCUAAAUCAACUCUAUGGCCCCUAAAAAUAACAACAAUUUCUAAAUUGCUUAUUGGUCAGUUUUUCCUUGCAGUAUAAAUUUUGUUCUAAAAUAUAUUUCAUACUUCUUCACCUUCUUAAGUACAGCAAAUUGAAAAUAAUUCAACUUUUUCUUUAUGAUUCAGGUUGUUAUGAGCAUCAUUUAUUGUUCUCUGCAGUAAUGGAAGACUGUGGGGUUUUUCCCUUGUGAAAAAGCCACAUAGCGCUUCGAGAUCUUGUGUAUGUAUUGUGCCCUUUUAAAUCUACCUGUCUCUAAUUCCUGACACAUUUUGCUUAGCAGCCUCUUCUAAAUGCUAAAGAUUUUGAAGACAUAUUACCAUUCCUUUUCUCAUUGUAUGUAAAACAGGAGGACACAGGUUCCAAAUAUUGACUCAUGGUGGACCUGGCUCAUACAGCCUUAAUAAACAUUUAUUGAUUGAAUGGAUGUGGUAGUAUUUGUAAAGUUGUCAAAUGUGUCCUCUUUCAUAAUCUUUUGAUGAGGAGAGAUAUUCACAGAAGAUAGGUAGCUGAUUGGUAUUUGCCAAAGAUAAUUAUUGUAAAAUCUUAAAAUUUAAGAACCUAAAGGUACCUCAAUAAGAAUAUAUGCAGGGCUAUAAAUCCGUAACCAACCUUUAUGUGACUAAGAUCCAUGCCAUUUGCUGCCACGUCAGAAAGAAAAACACAGCUGUCAAGGGAGUUCCUUCCUUCCUUCUGCUAACAAUUUUUUCUUUAUAACUCCUGUAGCUGCUGUAUGUUUGCUGAACUCAAAGCUUCAAAGAAAUGAAAAGUACUUCCUCACAACGGAAUGUUGGUGUAAAAACAGGUUGUGGGAGCGGUGUCUCUGGCCUCCAUAUUUAAAUGUGCAAAGCUUUUUUGCACAUUGGCCACUAGCUGUAGUUUUUACAUUGUCUCCUGUAAAAAAUCUUGAUGUACUAGUGAAAAUAUAUCACACUGGUGUAAAAAGAAUGAUGGACUUUGGAGUUGGAUCAAUCUGUCUUCAAUCCAUUAUAGUACCUUUCCCUGCCCUACCAUAUAUGACUGUUGGGAAUAUCUUCAAAUACUAUGAAAAGGGAAGCAAAAUCCUCCACCUCUUAUUGAGAUAAACCUGGCUUUUUGCCUGUAAGAUCACUGAUAAGUUUGGUUGUUUGAUAGAGAUUUAUAGCUCAUGUGGUCAGGUAUAGGCCUUGCUUUUAUAUUUUUAAUGCCUUUUAAAUUCAGAGCCCUGUUCUAAAGUGAACUCCAGUAUAGUGGGAAGACCAGGAGGAGCAGUGAAGAGGUUGUCCUUAAAAUGCACCAUGGGAGGUGAAAAUCAUCCAGAUGUAGUUCAGACAUUUGCAUUGAAGGUAUGAGUGGAAGUUACUCCAGACUAGCAUCUCUUUCCUCUGGCAACUCCAAGAUGUUAGAAUGGGCAAAGGCAGAGGAGUUUUAUCUGUAGUCAGCCAACAUCACCAGAUCAUUAUAGCGCAUAUUAUCAAAGCAGCCAUCCAGCUUUAUUUAAUGUUGUUCUUAUUCCCAUUUUUUAAAAUAGAUUUUUUUUAAAUAGGCUGUGGUAUUCACCAAGGUCCAGGCAAGGCUAUCAUCUGUACUUAACAAAGCUCGCUCUAAAAUCACUUAGUUGAGCUGAUGCCAGUUUCUUAAUGGUUACAACAAAGAUAGUUUCUUCUCAAAGUGGAACUUCGUGAAGGACUGGUAUAUAAUUUGACUCCUCCAAUCUAGCAGUCUGGGGAUAGCAGGAACUUCAUUUCAUCCCUUAGGUGGAUUCACCAAUGAACUUGAAGCAUCCCCAUGAUUUAGUCAUAUUAAUGAGACAAGAAACAACUGUUAACUACCUCAGAGAAUUAGAGAAGCAAUUAGUUGCUCAGAAAAUUCACAUAGAAGAAAAUGAGGACAGAGACACAGGACUGGAACAGAGACAUAAUAAAGAAGAUCCAGACUGCAUCAAAGCCAAGGUGCCCUUAGGUGACCUGGAUCUGUAUGAUGGCACAUACAUAACUUUGGAGAGCAAAGAUAUCAGCCCUGAAGAUUAUAUAGACACAGAAUCUCCUGUCCCUCCAGACCCUGAGCAACCUGACUGUACUAAAAUUCUAGAACUUCCAUAUAGUAUACAUGCUUUUCAGCACUUAAGAGGUGUACAAGAGAGAGUUAAUCUUUCUACACCUCUAUUGCCUAAAGAAGAUCCAGUCUUCACAUAUUUAUCUAAACGGUUAGGAAGAAGUAUAGAUGACAUAGGUCACCUCAUUCAUGAAGGCCUACGGAAGAACGCUUCCUCAUGGGUGUUGUAUAACAUGGCUUCAUUUUAUUGGAGAAUAAAGAAUGAGCCAUAUCAGGUAGUGGAAUGUGCCAUGCGAGCACUUCACUUCUCUUCCAGGCACAAUAAAGACAUUGCCCUGGUCAACUUGGCAAACGUUUUGCACAGAGCACACUUCUCUGCUGAUGCUGCUGUCGUGGUCCACGCAGCCCUGGAUGACAGCGACUUCUUCACCAGCUAUUACACUUUGGGGAAUAUAUAUGCAAUGCUUGGGGAAUAUAACCACUCAGUGCUUUGUUAUGACCAUGCUUUGCAGGCCAAACCUGGCUUUGAGCAAGCUAUAAAGAGGAAGCACGCUGUCCUUUGUCAACAAAAACUUGAGCAGAAAUUGGAGGCUCAACAUAGAUCCCUCCAGCGAACACUGAAUGAGUUGAAAGAGUAUCAAAAACAGCAUGACCACUACCUGAGACAGCAGGAGAUCCUAGAAAAACAUAAGUUGAUUCAGGAGGAGCAAAUCUUAAGAAAUAUUAUCCAUGAGACUCAGAUGGCAAAAGAGGCACAAUUAGGAAAUCAUCAAAUAUGCCGUCUGGUCAACCAGCAGCAUAGUUUACAUUGCCAGUGGGAUCAGCCUGUGCGCUACCAUCGUGGCGAUAUCUUUGAAAAUGUGGACUAUGUUCAGUUUGGGGAGGAUUCAUCAACUUCUAGUAUGGUGUCUGUGAAGUUUGAUGUUCAGGCAAAUCAGAGUGAUAUCAGUGAUUCAGUCAAGUCUUCUCCUGUAGCCCAUUCUAUUCUCUGGAUCUGGGGCAGGGACUCUGAUGCAUAUAGGGACAAACAGCAUGUUCUGUGGCCUAAAAGAGCAGACUGUGCAGAAAGCUACCCUAGAGUCCCUGUUGGUGGGGAAUUGCCAACCUAUUUUCUGCCACCGGAAAACAAAGGACUCAGGAUCCACGAACUCAACAGUGAUGAUUAUUCUUCAGAAGAAGAGGCCCAAACCCCAGACUGUUCCAUAAAUGACUUCAGAAAAAGCCAGACUCUGUCCUACUUAGUCAAAGAAUUAGAGGUCCGCAUGGAUCUGAAAGCCAAAAUGCCAGAUGACCAUGCACGAAAAAUUUUGCUUUCCCGUAUUAAUAACUAUACUAUCCCAGAAGAAGAAAUUGGGUCUUUCUUAUUUCAUGCUAUUAACAAGCCAAAUGCUCCUGUGUGGCUCAUCCUCAAUGAAGCAGGACUCUACUGGAGAGCGGUAGGAAAUAGCACUUUUGCAAUCGCCUGUCUUCAAAGAGCUUUGAAUUUAGCUCCGCUUCAAUACCAAGACAUUCCUCUUGUGAACUUGGCCAACCUUUUGAUUCACUAUGGCCUUCAUCUUGAUGCCACUAAGCUGCUCCUUCAAGCUUUGGUCAUCAAUAGCUCUGAGCCCCUGACCUUUUUGAGCCUGGGAAAUGCUUACCUUGCUCUGAAGAAUAUCAGUGGGGCGCUUGAAGCCUUUAGACAGGCUUUAAAAUUAACUACCAAAUGCCCAGAGUGUGAAAGCAGCCUGAAAUUGAUCCGCUGUAUGCAGUUUUAUCCUUUUCUGUACAACAUCACUUCAUCCGUUUGCAGUGGUAAUUGUCAUGAGAAAACCCUGGACAACAGCCAUGACAAACAGAAAUAUUUUGACAACUCACUGUCACUGGAUGCUGCUGAAGAAGAGCCCUCUGAGAGAGGAACAGAGGAGGACCCUGUACUUUCUGUUGAGAAUUCAGGGAGGGACUCAGAUGCCCUUAGACUUGAAAGUACAGUGGUUGAGGAAAGUAAUGGUUCUGAUGAGAUGGAGAAUUCAGAUGAAACAAAGAUGUCAGAAGAGAUAUUGGCUUUAGUGGAUGAAUUUCAACAGGCAUGGCCUCUGGAAGGCUUUGGGGGCGCACUAGAGAUGAAAGGACGGCGUCUGGACUUGCAAGGAAUACGUGUACUGAAAAAAGGUCCCCAGGAUGGAGUGGCCAGGAGCUCUUGCUAUGGAGACUGCAGAAGUGAAGACGAUGAGGCAACAGAAUGGAUCACAUUCCAAGUGAAACGUGUAAAGAAACCCAAAGGAGAUCAUAAGAAAACUCCCGGGAAAAAAACAGAAUCAAACCAAGUAGAAAAUACACAUCGUUACCAAUCAAACCUGGAGAUCACUGGCCCAAAGGUGGCAUCUCCUGGGCCACAAGGAAAGAAGCGUGAUUACCAGAGUCUGGGAUGGCCCAGCCCAGACGAGUGCCUCAAACUCCGCUGGGUAGAGCUGACUGCCAUCGUGAGUACCUGGCUUGCAGUGUCUUCAAAAAACAUUGACAUCACGGAACACAUAGACUUUGCCACCCCAAUACAGCAGCCAGCGAUGGAGCCUCUCUGCAAUGGCAAUCUCCCCACCAGCAUGCACACCCUGGACCACUUGCAUGGGGUUUCCAACAGAGCCAGCCUGCACUACACGGGGGAGAGUCAGCUGACAGAGGUAUUGCAAAAUCUUGGCAAAGACCAAUAUCCACAACAGUCACUUGAACAAAUUGGCACCCGAAUUGCCAAAGUUUUGGAAAAGCUGACAAUUCCUUUGCAGAACCAGACCUCCUGGGUGCUUUCUAGCAUGGCAGCCCUCUACUGGAGAGUGAAGGGUCAAGGAAAGAAGGCAGUUGACUGCCUCCGUCAGGCUCUCCACUACGCUCCACACCAAAUGAAGGACGUGCCCCUGAUCAGCCUGGCCAACAUCUUGCACAAUGCCAAGCUUUGGAACGAUGCCGUCAUAGUAGCCACCAUGGCAGUGGAGAUCGCACCACACUUUGCCGUGAACCACUUCACGCUGGGCAAUGUCUACGUAGCAAUGGAAGAGUUUGAAAAAGCACUGGUGUGGUAUGAAUCCACCUUGAAGCUGCAGCCUGAGUUUGUCCCAGCAAAGAACCGAAUCCAGACCAUCCAGUGUCACUUAAUGCUGAAGAAGGGACGGCGCUCUCCUUAGUGCACUCCUUCCUCGCCCUCUCUUUCUCUCAUGCUCUUAAAAAAAAAAAAAAAAGAAUCAGAAACCAA
This is a messenger RNA of Trichechus manatus latirostris (Florida manatee), 5312 nucleotides long. It is a transcript of the gene TTC17, whose product is annotated as tetratricopeptide repeat domain 17. Gene Ontology annotation, molecular function: protein binding. The transcript has 25 exons. Gene Ontology annotation, biological process: cilium organization; actin filament polymerization. Bases 1801 to 5244 code for a protein of 1147 amino acids. The record is from RefSeq and is a predicted model, not a curated record. Gene Ontology annotation, cellular component: cytoplasm; actin cytoskeleton. NCBI's taxonomy places the organism in Eukaryota, Metazoa, Chordata, Mammalia, Sirenia, Trichechidae.